Molecule: messenger RNA, 2142 nt
Organism: Austrofundulus limnaeus
Lineage: Eukaryota; Metazoa; Chordata; Actinopteri; Cyprinodontiformes; Rivulidae
Gene: ubtd1a
Product: ubiquitin domain containing 1a
Exons: 4
Coding region: 800-1501 (233 amino acids)
Molecular function (GO): protein binding
Source: RefSeq, a predicted model, not a curated record
AUAUUUUCUGGGUCAGAAGAUAAAAAGUUUGGGAACCACUGGACUAACUGAAACCCAAAGUAUAUGUCCAUGUGAACAGUUGGCUCCGCCCCUUUAAACGAAGGUCUUUGCAGGUUCUGAAUGUCUCAUCUGAUGUAGUCUUGUAUCUAAUCUGUGCCGAUGAUCUGACAGGACAGAUUAUAUAAACACUUUUCAAUCUAUCGUGUAUGAACAAGGCAGCACCGGAGAGUUUUCAUAUAUCUACAUGUUUAAUGAAACAAAGUCCAUACUCUGUUACAUUUCAGGUUUUACAGAAAAUGUGCAGCUCUCCAGCUUUUGGGGGACAUCCCUAGAAUUAGAGAGGCUCCUGUUUGUUUCCAGCUGAGUCUGACCGCAGUGCAUAACGUGUUAAUAUCUUUAGCGUGUUGCUUUAGGGUAUUUCUAUCCCGUCUUUAAAUAGACUUGAUAGGAUUAGACCUCUUGUGUAAAGAGGCUACCUUCUGGCAAGGACAUUCAAGUUACUCUCAUUACAAUUAACUUAUUUCUAUGAAUAUCUCCUGUGGUAUUUUGAGGAGUUGUCUGUUUAUUUUUUAUUUUUAGAAAGGGAUAAAAUGUUGGUGUUUUGAAGCAACCGUUGUAGAGCUAGAACAUAAGCUCUGAGUGGAAGUCUGGCUCUUUGAGGUAAACGAGCUCAGGUGUUUUGCGGCGAGCGCAGACGGGACACGUUUUCCUCCAGGUCACUCGGUGUGACUCGUGUCCGGAGGACUUUUGAUGUGCAGACCAAGUUUGAUUCACAACGAGCCUGAAACGUUGAGCAGCUAUGGGAGUUCCUAACUCCAGAGAAUGUAAUUACUAUCAGGCUCCGAACGCACCAUUUAAGAUCUUGCUGAAAUUGCGCAACGAGCCUCUGAAGAAGGAGCGGCCRAAGUGGAAGAGCGAAUAUCCGAUGACAGAGGGCCAGCUGAGGAGCAAGAGAGACGAGUUCUGGGACACGGCUCCGGCGUUUGACGGACGGAAGGAGAUCUGGGACGCGCUGCGAGCUGCGGCCUUAGCYAUGGAGUGCAACGACCUGGAGCUGGCGCAGGCGAUAGUGGACGGAGCCUGCAUCACUUUACCACAYGGCUCUCUCACAGAGAGCUAUGAUGAGCUGGGAAAUCGCUACCAGCUCCCAGCGUACACUUUAGCGCCGCCGGUCAACCUCAUCACCGAAACCUCCAGCGAGAGCAAAGUGUCGGAGUCCUCGCAGAAACAGAGCCAGGCUUCGCCUUGCAGAGAAGAGUUCCAGCUGAGGGUCCGGUUAUCAACAGGACAGGAUGUCCGUCUGACAGCCAGCAUGGCGGACUCCAUCGCUGAGUUAAAGAAACAGUUGGAGGAGCAGGAGGACAUCGGUACGGCCCGUCAGCGAUGGUUCUUCUCCGGGAAGCUCCUGACCGACAAGACUCGCCUCCAAGACGCCAAGAUCCAAAAAGACUUUGUUGUCCAAGUCAUUGUCAACAUGAACCCCCCAGUCAUAACUAAUUAAAGGGCUUGGAAGGGCGGGGGUGUCGAGCGUUUGAAGUGAAGAAAAGAUGAAAAUACGUGCCAGAGACGGCUGCAGGAACAGGACCUGGUAUCAGUUUCCAGCAGGUGCAGCAGUGGAGUUCUGUGUACAUUUUCUAUAAGAUACGAUUGCUUUUGUAUUGCUCCUUUUUCUAUUGUUCCUUUUUUCCAGAUAAAUUAAUCAAAUAUUAAUUAAAAAGCACUGAAACACUUUAGUUUAAAUAUAAAUGCACAACCCAGUGUGUGUUUGUGUCUGAAGACCUCCACAAGAGGCUCUGUUGUUUACAUGGAUUCCUCUCCUCACGUCUGUAUUUGUGUCUGUGGAUGAAUUAAACACAGGUGGGUCCAAAUAAGGAAAAUCUACUAUUUUUGUUCAGUAGCUAUUUAUUUUUUUGACAAUUACACGGAUCACUAACUCUAAAUAUCAGGUUAAGUGUGUGUUUAUGUGACUGUGAACUACACGUCUUCACGUCUUCAGUAUAGUUGUUCUGAACAUGUUGAAUGGAAUGAAAAAAGUUUUUUUAAUUCAUCACUCUAAACAACUGUACAGGCAAACUGUAGUUUUGUGUGCAAUUAUGAUGCUCAGUUUACUUUAAUAACGUCAAUAAAUACUGUAAAAUUAAA